AUGUCUGAACCAAUCUACGCACGCAAAGACCCUCGCAGUCCGGAGGAGUACUAUGCAAGUCUCCAGGGCGCACAGGGCUCAUUGGAGUCCAAAUUCAAGAAUAUUGACGACGAGACGAAUUUCAUGGAUUAUAUGCAGCGGCUGCAAAACGAGCUGACGAGGAGUUUUGUGCUGGAGUUUGGGAAUGACGUUGCGUAUUGUGCGACGGAUUUGAAUACGGGAGAUUUUCGGGGCUUGUUGAGUGGUCAGGUAUGUUCGAUGUUCAAAGUUCGAUGUUUAGAAAGGGGAAUUGGGGUUAACACUGACUCUUUUCAUUGCAGUCAUAUUUGGUAUCCAGAGCAGCAAAAAGAUAUAAUUAAAGCUAUCACAUCCCAUUAUGGAGUCUCCGAACGACUACAGGGCAUGAUGUAUACCGAGCCCUUCCACGCUGCGCCGCCCUCAGCCGCAGCUCCUCCCAAGAAGCCAAAGCGAGUGUCUGCCCAGACAGUCGACCUGGAACUCGAUGACAUCGAAAGUGAACCUGCCAUGACGAAGAAAUAUCCAUCCUCCUCAUCGGAAGGCAUCACGUUCGGGCAAGUCACCGACCAGAUCUGGCAUUUCUCGUCUGUGGACUACGGUCCCCGAUAUACGUGUGUCGGGUACAAUACACUAUUUGUAGCACCCGAUGUACCCGUGGCAAAUGGCCAGGACCUGCCCGAAGGCACGCGACUCUGGUCGUGGCUGAUCCUGUGCGAUGAUGGGACUCUUAUUUCGAUCCAGGAAAAUCCCUUCCCGCAGAUCCAUACGCUGGCUCAAGAAGAGCAGACCGCGGUGCUCAAAGUCGUACGACGGAAUAUCCAAUUUAUUUUCUCCGGCAUCUCAAAGCAGCACGCCAACAAGUCGCAGAGCGAGUCGCUGGUGACGGUCCGAGUCCGAAAUUUUCAUGAUGUUGGACCGGACCCGACAAACAUCAAGCAGGAGGAUGGGCCAAGUUUGCUGUUCUACUAUCUGUUUGACGACUGGGUGUCGAGCUUUGGGCUGAUCGCGAAGCGCCAGCACAAGUACGGUGUUUCUUUGGAGACAUUGAGAUCACAAAUGCUGGAUCGACCCAUGGUCGACCUCGUCGAUGAACUCCACUGGCUGGGACGACGGCUCGGUGUUCUUAAGCGACUAUAUCAGAGCUAUGAGCUCAUUAUGCGACGCCUGCUCCAGCGACAAAGGCUGUUGCGUGACGAGGCUCGCUCCUCCAAUCCUCCGCCUAUGUCCUUUGGAAACACUUUUGCAGAGCCCGACUCUACAGAUCUCAGGCAAGGGAGUAUCGUCAGCGAUGGCAAUCGGUUUGGAACGAACGAUAAGCCCGUCGGUGUGGCUCUGAGUUCGGCGGCGGUGGCCCGGUUCGAGCGGCUGAUCGACCGGAUCAAUCUAUAUUGUUUGAGCGAGAUAGACACCUGCCUUUUGGAAAAGGAGUCAUUGACGUUCUUGAACUUCAACUUGAUCGCGCUCAAAGACUCCCAGGCCGUGGAGAAAUUGACACGGAUCACCAUCUUGCUCGCCAAAGCCACCAUGCUGUUCCUGCCCGUCAGUCUCAUGACGGCGUAUUUCUCCACGGAGCUCAAUGGUGUCAAGGGCGGGUACAGCCAGGCCGAAUACUGGGUGGCAUUUGUGGUGAUCUUUGUGGUGACCGUUCUGGUCCUGACCAUCUUCGGGUACGCCAGCGACACUGUGGAAGGCAAGACGAUCUAUCGGUCGCUGGUGAAGACAUUCUUCCGACGAUCACGAGAAAGGAUCACUGGACGUGGAGGACGCCGGGACUGA
Molecule: messenger RNA, 1794 nt
Organism: Penicillium daleae
Lineage: Eukaryota; Fungi; Ascomycota; Eurotiomycetes; Eurotiales; Aspergillaceae
Exons: 7
Coding region: 1-1794 (597 amino acids)
Molecular function (GO): magnesium ion transmembrane transporter activity; cobalt ion transmembrane transporter activity; cobalt ion binding
Source: RefSeq, a predicted model, not a curated record